Messenger RNA from Alligator mississippiensis (American alligator), 6736 nucleotides. It is a transcript of the gene PINX1, whose product is annotated as PIN2 (TERF1) interacting telomerase inhibitor 1. Gene Ontology annotation, molecular function: nucleic acid binding; telomerase inhibitor activity. Gene Ontology annotation, cellular component: nucleolus. The transcript has 7 exons. The coding region runs from base 44 to 1174 and encodes 376 amino acids. Gene Ontology annotation, biological process: regulation of ribosome biogenesis. Lineage: Eukaryota; Metazoa; Chordata; Crocodylia; Alligatoridae. The record is from RefSeq and is a predicted model, not a curated record.
GCCCCGCGAGAGGGAGGCCCCUUCCCAAGAUGGCGGCGCCGGCAUGUGCCGGCGGCCUGCGCGCCGCGUGACGUGGAAAGCCCCCAGGAUGGCGAUGCUGGCGGAGCCCCGUAGGAAGCAGAAGUGGUCUGUGGAUCCCAGAAACAGCGCCUGGAGCAAAGAUGAUUCCAAAUUUGGUCAGAAGAUGUUGGAAAAAAUGGGAUGGUCUAAAGGAAAGGGUCUUGGGGCUCAGGAACAAGGAAGCACAGAACAUAUCAAGGUUCAAGUGAAAAACAACACACUUGGGUUGGGAGCUGCCAUCAGUUAUGAGGACAACUGGAUUGCUCAUCAGGAUGACUUCAACCAGCUUCUGGCUGAACUGAAUAGUUCCUACGGGCAAGGUGAAACAGAGUCGCCAGCCAACGAACCAAAGAAAACAUUUAGCCUUGAGGAGAAGAGUAAAUCCUCCAGGAAACGUGUUCAUUAUAUGAAAUUUGCAAAAGGCAAGGAUCUCUCUUCCCGCAGUGAAGAGGACCUCUCCUGUAUUUUUGGGAAACGACAGAAGAGUUCGAAGACUCAGGAGGACACCUCCAGUGCUGAUUCACAGGAAGACAACCAAAACGAAGACCCUGGGGCACCUGAGCCAGUGGACAAUACGGUGACCAGCACCCUCACAGUACAAGAAUAUUUUGCUCAGCGCCUGGCCAAACUGAAGAAUUCCCAUAACGGACCAAAGACCAAGGUAGCUGAUCCUUGCACAGCUGCAGCUGAAGUCUCUGAGCUUUCAGAAGGACUGAAAACCAAACCCAAAAAGAAAAAGAGAAGCCACAAAGAGGUCGAGGUAGAAAAUAUAGUUGAUUACGAAGAAGCAGUGGUGAAACGCUCUAAACUAGAGGGACUGAAUGGAGAAAAACUGGAUGCUUCAGACGCUGAAAGCCAAAUAAAGAAGAAGAAAAAGAAAGCUAAGAAAAGAUGCCAAGACAGAGACGAUAGUUGUAACGGAGAGCCUUGUGUGCUCCCAGGUGUAGGAGAGGCUUACACUGGAAUAUCUGACAGAGAGGAUACUGGGGUAAAAGACUCGGGGGCAAAACGGAAGAAAUGGCAUAAGAAAAAACAGAAAAAGCAAAAAAAAGAGGCAGCCGAAUCUACUGAAGACCGAGUGCAGGGGAAGAAAAAGAAGAAACGUUUGAGCUAACUUCGUGAGGACUUUAAGUGCAGAACGAAUUGCAGAUUGAUGUGUUGAAUAGGAAACCUUCUGUAAACUUGCUAGCCAGACCCCAAAACAUUGUUAAAUCCUCCUGUCCACAUCAGUACUGAAACCACAGGCUGUUUAAAUCACAGCUCUUGCUAGCAGGGUGGAAAUGUAGCAUCCCUGGGCAGCAUGGCCCAUGUCACAAAGUGCACAGUGGGGUGGGUUUGGACCUCUGCAGCAUGGUUUUGUAAAAAUAGUGAGGCACUUGCCUAUUCUGGCAUUGCCAUCCAUUACACCUCCACUCUUCUACCAAGAGCUAUGUAUUAGCACAAAUAACUUGGACUCACUGCUCCAUUGAAACCACUCCCCAGGUACUAGUGUCAGAUGAGAACAAGCCUGACUUGAGCUGUGAUGAGGGAGGGCUUUUAUGCAAGCGAAUGCCUCCACGUUGCUAGCCAGUACCCCCUGCUGACUACUCUCUUCCCAGCCUGGGAAAAAAUGGAAACCACUUGCAUUUUUUUUUCCUUACCAUCCCCAUUUUCACUUAUACUUGCCAAGCUUUGCCUUCUGUGAGUCUGAGCAUGUGCCACAUAGCUGCAUGUAACCUUUUCAUUGAUUUCCUUUUAUAUCUAACAUGAAGUUUGCUUCCUCUUAAAAUACUUGGUCUAAUUAAAGGAUUAUACUUGUGUGUCAGUGCUGGAGAAUGGAGCAAAAUCGUUCCUUUUGUUUCCUGGCCAGUAAUUAAUUAUUGCCAAGCGUGUAAAAUGUUAUUUAAGAAGGACUUGCUUCUAGUUUUGCAUUAGCCCUAUCCACAUAGCUUUCCUUGGACUCCCAGGUCAUCCAUCUGGUCUCUUACAUAGACUCGCUCCACGUUCACAUUGUCGCAUUCGCUAGAGCUUUGUAUGUGGAGCACUUGUUACUGGAGGGGUAACAUAGGAGAGCCCAUUGUUUUGGGUUUUGUAGUUUUUUUAAAGUGAAAAUAGCUGGUCACAUGCAUAAGUGGAAGUAUUGCCAUUUGCACAAUGAGAACUUGAUUUAAUAGGACAAUUUAGCCUUUAAAAUUUAUAACAAUUUGAAGUUGGUUUUGCAUUGUAAAGCAGAGAAUGGGUAACGAUGAGAAACUUGACCCCCAUGGAGCAGUUUUGUACUCAAGUGUUUAGGCACUUUUAUGCAAACAGAUAAGUAUCGCUGGGGAAGAAGGGGGGUGUUCCUGAUGGAUAUGAUGAAGCAGGGCAGAACCAGAAUAUAAAGGACUGUUCUCUCUGGGAGACUUUUACAAACCCCAGGCCUGGUCCUGGGUUCAAUUUACCCCAAGGCAACUUGCUCCGCUGUAGUCAGUAGGGUUGUGCUGGCAUAAAUCCAGACUACCUGAGUAGAGCCUGCCCUUACACCUUGCUUUGUUACAGCUGUGCAUUUGAUUCUGGGUCACAUGCUCUGUUUCACCAGCAAAAAUCUGGAGUAAGUCCACUAGCCAUGCCCUGACAGAUAAAAAGGGUAUAUGGUUUGGUUUUGCUUUUUUUUUUUUUUUCCUUGUGUUAGCUCAGCUGAGUUGGCUCAGUAUGGCUGGAAAGCCCCAUUAAGACUCAUGGAUAGCGUGCACGAACCUGCUUUAGCUGGCCAGGUUGUAACCAAGGAACAUUUCAGGCUACAGCACAUCCCACUAACAUGACUUGAGACAUCUUCACCGGGCUUUCUGACUGUGCGAAUUGACUUGAAAAAUGUACCCUUUUGCCCAUCAGGACGUAUCUAUUUGCUGCAGAAUUACUCCGCUUUACACUGGUACGGCUGCAGAGUUGUGGCCUUCUCUGUUUCAUGCUGUACUGUGUGGGGGCAAUUUUUAAAAAUUCUUUAAAAUUAAUUUCGGUAACAUUUAUUUUACAGUCUUGUGCAAAUAUGGACUGUCAUGAUGCUGCUGUGGCUACAUGACUUCCUUGAACAAAUCCUGUCCCUGGUAGCAUUAUACUGCAGAAUCCCCAAAAAAGCUCCUUCCUCGAGGUGCAAAAAACACUGCUUUCUCCAUGAAAGGGGUCGGCAAAGCCUUCUUUCAUGACUGCUCUUUUGUAGGGUGGGCCUGCUUCAAAGCAGCCUGGUAAUUUAUUGCUUGCUGUGAGAUUAUGGCGGGCUGGCUAUAAAUGGAAGGCAAAAUCUGACCUUUGACUUUGAUGUUUACCUCUUCAUUUGGCUGAGUUUUACAAGGCCGGUUUGCAAGUCAAAGGAGGCACUACUAAAGGAACGGACUCCUCCCCUCCCCCCCCCCCCCCCCAAAAAAAAUAAUAAAACCUUUUUAACUUGUUUUGUUCUCUAUUGCAGGCUUCACUGAAGGGCAAACUCCAGUGGAGACUUGUAUGGCCAGAGCCGAAUGUUGGAGAAAGCUAAUAUAAACUCCUUUAAAGUCCGUGGUUUACUACAGUUAAACAUAGUGCAAAUGAGAUUAAAAAGUGGUCCGAGAUUCUCUGUACAAAAAGAAACAUACAUUUUACGUUCCCCUGGGAAAUGUCUGUUUUUUUCCAGACCUGCAGUAUCUGGGCUCAGAGUUGGAUGGCAGGUGCAGUAUUCAGGCACUACAGUGCUUUUUUUAAUUUAUUUUUUAUUUUGGGGUGGUUUGUUGUUUUUUUUUUAAACAAAGGACCAAAAUUGGAGAAAGCAGUUGGAUUUGCCACUAUUCUUUUUGUGUUACUUCAGGCAGUCAGCUUUUGAGAAAUGGCUGUUUGAACAGGCACCGUGUGUUGCAAAAGAACAGCGUACAUUUUAUUUUUAAGUUGGCAGCAAGUCCAAGUUUGCCCCAGACUGGUUUUACAAAAAGAAACUUAACAAAUGUAGGAACAAUCGUUGCCUCUGUGGUGUGGCGAGUGGGGCGCUGUAAAUAUAUAGCCUAUUCCUGUGAAGAAAAAGAAAAUAGGAGUUGUCUAAAGCUAAACAUUCUCCUGCUGUGUUUGCAGCCCAAAAAUUGUAGCCUUAAGCUGGUUCAGCUGGAAGUGAAAUUCCCCGGGGACGCUGAACAAAGUGAUACUCCCCAAUCUGUUUUUACCUCCAAACUGAGAAGGGUGCAGAUACAGCAGCAAUUAGUGAAGAAGAACAGUUUAAAUAUGUUCCCAGCUUGAAUAACCUCAUGUCUUUGGACAAACACAGAAGAAUUUUGUUACACCUACAUACACUGGUUGAUUCCAAUGGCAAUGCAAAUUAUGGUGAAUUAUCCAGGGGUGCCCAGUUAUUAGCAGUGAAGUGCUGGAAGGAUAAGGGGGAACAGGCACUGGUGGGAAGUCAGGACAGCAGGGUGAAUGAUCUCAUGAGCAGAAUAACCAGAGUUUACACUAUGGCACCUUGUGAAAAUGGCCUUCGAAUUUUUUUUUGCAGGUGCAGCUUUGCACUUUGCUGUUAUGUUAGUAAUUUAACUGCAGGUGCCAGCACUGCUAGCAUUUUAACACUGAGCUCCAGGCUUUGCAGGUGUUGGGUGGGUAACUACUAGUAGAUGCUAACUGUUGUGCCCCCAAUUCAUUACGCUCCCAGUUAACUGCCAGCACAACCCUGUUUCAGCAAAGCAAAGAAGCCGUUCCCUACAUUCAGACCAGAGAGUUACAGACUCUCAGGGCCAAUUCUGCCCGAGUCAGACUUAACUUUGACUGGACUCUGCACUGAAUCAUAGAAAAUGAGGGUUGAGGGGACCUCAGGAGGUCACAUCUAGUCCACCCCCUGCUCAAAGCAGGAUCAGCCCCAACUACAUCAUCCCAGACAAGCUUUUCUCUACUCUAGUCUUCAAAACCUCCAAGGUUGGAGAGUCCACAACCUCUCUGGGGAGCCUGUUCCAGUGCUUUACUAGCAUCCUCAUGGGUUUUUCCCAAUAUCUAACUUCAACUUCCCUUGCUGCAACUUGAGACCAUUGCUCCUUGUUCUAAUCCUGCACUGGCAUGUAUUAUAAAUACUAAACUCACAUGUAGCUUUACUCAUAAGGAUCCAGUCAUGCCCAAGAAACUCUAGGAUAGGCCGUCCCAGGGGUAGGUGUGGGAUGAGAAGUUAAGAGGCGGGGUGGUUUUCUGGCAAAUGCUUUCUUUGAACUACUUCCCAAGGUUUCUUGCAGUGCUUUGCAGUGGACAUGGGUUAGUUCAAGGUAUGUAUGAUAACACCUCUUCUAUUUUGUCAUCCAAUACUGCGUAUGACUCUUUCCAUCUAGAAAGGUGUUCCCUUUUCCACGUGGUUUCCAGUUACUUAAAUUUCAUGACGGGCAAGACAGCCACAGGCAUUUAAUAUAGCAGCCUACGCUUGGGCUCCUCUGGCUCGUUUAGCCCCAUCUACAUUAAUUCACUUUCUCCUUUUUUAACAAAAAUGCAUUUUCUCUAAAAACACUUGCAGUGAAGAACAAAAAUUUAGUCUCUCACUGCAGAAUUGGCCAAUACGCUUCAGUUUAAAUGCAUUAGAUUGAAGAUCUUAAAGCACUGAGCUUCAAAAGGCACAAUUACGUCAAGAAACCUCUGAACCUGCCAGUAUUAAAAAAACAAAAAAAGAGGAAGGAAGUCGCAAAAAAGGAAAAUCAUACAGAGUCGGUUGGGAACAAGCCUGAUGCUGUUUCUUAAGAUGCUGCACAUUUUGUACCAGCGCGUCUUCAAAUAAUAUAAAGAACUUAGGAGAUCUUGGUAUCAGAGGUUUUCCUGUUCCUCCCUGGAUCUGAUUCCUAUACUGACACUGCAUAUAGCAUGUACCUGUGCUAGGUACUCAUUAUGAAUUGGCAAAUCCUUAUGUUAAGUAUAAGGAUUAACAUAAUCAGGGUUGUGAUUCCCUGCCCCUACCCCUUACAGUCUUAAGUAGAUGAGACAUGCAUGCAAGCUAAACGUUAGAGCCGUGCAACUGGUUGAUUUGUCUGUAAUUACUUGCAUGCCUCCUCCUGCCCCAAGCAACCUGCUACAUCCGUGGGCACCCACCUUUUCAGCAGGUGUGCCACAAAUUAGCCCUUCACCCACAAGUGCCACUGAUUUUCCCCCUUCCUCUGCCCGAUCUGCUGCUCUGCUUUCUGCUUCCUGCCCCAUCUGCUGCUGUUUCCUGCUUCCUGCCCUGUCUGCUUGUCUUCUCCCUGGUCUGCCAUGUGCCCCAGGUUGGACACCCCUGCACUACACGUUUGUUAACCCACCCUCCCAUUUCACAGACUUCUCGCUACGGAGACUGGAGUUGAGGCUGUGUGUGUGUGUGUGUGCACACUCCCCACCCCUGGGGCCUGGCCAACUGCCUUGAGGCCUGUUCCUGCUAUAGGGAGAUGAAAACCAGAUUUUUUUUUUCCUCAGCAAAAAAAAAAAAAGGGUUCUGGUUCAGAGUCUGAACAACAAUUUUCACCAAUUCCAGAGUUUAAAAAAUAAGAACGAUGUUGCAGUCACUUGAAACUUUCUUUUGCUUUGUAAUGUAUUUAUUUUUUUAACAAUAAGGAGGAAAUUUAGAAAGUUCUUUCAAACCAAAAGCAAUCGAAAGCUUGCGUUUUGAAAGUGGGACCCAUUGUUUUCAAAUUUUCUGGAAGCUGUUAUUUUCCCCCUCUGUAAAAAUUAAAUGAAAUUUUCAUUAAAACGAGCAGGGAUGUAUGAAGCA